Nipponia nippon (crested ibis) is the source of this 1128-nucleotide messenger RNA. The record is from RefSeq and is a predicted model, not a curated record. Lineage: Eukaryota; Metazoa; Chordata; Aves; Pelecaniformes; Threskiornithidae.
AUGCUGAGCCCCAGGUCAAGGUCGGUGUGGAAGAGGAUGCUGUGGUCUGAUGACAAGGAGUAUGUCGGCUUUGCCACGCUGCCCAACCAGGUCCAUCGGAAGUCGGUGAAGAAGGGCUUCGACUUCACCCUCAUGGUGGCAGGGGAAUCCGGGCUGGGCAAGUCCACCCUGGUCAACAGCCUCUUCCUGACGGACAUGUACAGAGACCGCAAGCUGCUGAACGCUGAAGAGCGCAUCACGCAGACGGUGGAGAUCACCAAGCACGUGGUGGACAUUGAGGAGAAGGGUGUCAAGCUGCGCCUGACCAUUGUGGACACGCCGGGCUUUGGUGAUGCUGUCAACAACACGGAGUGCUGGAAGCCAGUGGCUGACUACAUCGACCAGCAGUUUGAGCAGUAUUUCCGUGACGAAAGUGGCCUCAACCGGAAAAACAUCCAGGACAACCGCGUCCACUGCUGCAUCUACUUCAUCUCGCCCUUUGGCCAUGGGCUCCGGCCCCUGGACGUGGAGUUCAUGAGAGCCCUGCACCAGCGGGUGAACAUCGUGCCUGUGCUGGCCAAGGCUGACACCCUGACCCCUGCCGAGGUGCACCGCAUGAAGAACAAGAUCCGGGAGGAGAUCGACCACUACGGCAUCCGCAUCUACCAGUUCCCCGAGUGUGACUCGGAUGAGGAUGAAGAGUUCAAGCUGCAGGACCAGGCACUGAAGGAAAGCAUCCCCUUUGCCGUCAUCGGCAGCAACACAGUUGUGGAGGCCAAAGGCCGGCGUGUCCGUGGGCGCCUCUACCCCUGGGGCAUCGUGGAAGUGGAGAACCCGUCCCACAGUGACUUCGUGAAGCUGCGGACAAUGCUGGUGAGGACCCACAUGCAGGACCUCAAGGACGUGACGCGGGAAACCCACUACGAGAACUACCGCACGCAGUGCAUCCAGAGCAUGACCCGCAUGGUGGUGAAGGAGAGGAACCGCAACAAGCUGACACGGGAAAGCGGGACAGAUUUCCCCAUCCCCGUCAUCCCCCCGGUGCCGGAUGCGGAGACGGAGAAGCUCAUCCGGGAGAAGGACGAGGAGCUGCGACGGAUGCAGGAGAUGCUCCAGAAGAUCCAGAAGCAGAUGAAGGACUCGCACUAG